AUGCCGCUCCCUGCACUGUUCUGUGCGUUCUGCUGCUGCCUCCUCCCCACGGCUGCCUGCGCUGGCUUCUCGGAAGACCGCUGCAGCUGGAGGGGCAGCAGCCUGACCCAGAAGGCCGGCAGCGUGGAGCAGAUGGUCCUGGCCUGGGCGGAGGGCGGGCUCGAGUGGCUAAACAAGGGUGCGCUGCGCUUGACCCUUGGCAGCUCUGACUCCGGCACGCGGCUCGGCGUCGCCUGCUUGUGGCCAGCGAGGCGCUCUGCUGGAGUGCAAGGCUUCGCUGAGAGGGCGGGCAGCGUUCUUGAGCUGCUGCUGGCCGAGAGCCCGGGCCCCGCUGGCAGCCGAUGCGUGCGCUGGGGUCCCCGCGAGCUCCGGGUCCUUUUCCUGCAGGCCACCCCGCACCGCGACAUAAGCCUCCGUGUGAUUUCCUUCUGCUUCGAGCUGCGCGAGGACGGGUGUCCAGGGCUGCCUCCGCAGGCUCACGGUCUGGGCGCGGUUUGGCUGGUGUCUCUACGGAAGUUACCCGUCUGCGAGCCAGAGCAUGCACAAGGACACUGA
Molecule: messenger RNA, 555 nt
Organism: Pteronotus mesoamericanus
Lineage: Eukaryota; Metazoa; Chordata; Mammalia; Chiroptera; Mormoopidae
Gene: METRN
Product: meteorin, glial cell differentiation regulator
Biological process (GO): positive regulation of axonogenesis; glial cell differentiation
Molecular function (GO): hormone activity
Source: RefSeq, a predicted model, not a curated record